Messenger RNA from Saxophila tyrrhenica, 3498 nucleotides. RefSeq lists its product as uncharacterized. The transcript has a single exon. The record is from RefSeq and is a predicted model, not a curated record. Lineage: Eukaryota; Fungi; Ascomycota; Dothideomycetes; Mycosphaerellales; Extremaceae. Bases 1 to 3498 code for a protein of 1165 amino acids.
AUGUCCAACGAUGCCGGCAAUGUGAUCAACUCCGCCGAUUCGUCAGCACGCAACGCGCUGGAUGUUGGUUUCGCGAGUGUCUCUAAUGGACGACAUGGCGAGUCGAGCUCGAUGGCGGAGUCAAGGAGUUCGGGGAAGAGGAGUGUCGGGAGUUCGAGCCGGGGACAGCAGCAGCAGCAGCAUCAGGAGGAUCCAGUGACGCCAGAAGAGCGAAGGCAAAGGGCAGAUGGAGAGGGGAGCUCAAGAGGCAGUGCGGGACAUCAUGCGCGGAGGUCUGGAGGCUUUCUACUCGACUCCGUGUUCGCGAACGGGUCGCCCAAGGGGCCACAGGACACGCGUGGGAAGAGGAAGGCUCAAGAUGGGCAGCUACGGGUGGACAAGAGACGGCAGCAGGCUCAAAGCGUGCGGUCGGCAGAGUCUUCACUCCGUGGCUCGCCGCUGGCGAGAGAGGUGUCGGUGGACGGUAGCGCAGAGGUUGAUGGGAUGAGGAACAGACAGUCAUCGCGACCGCGACCGCAGAGCAUGGACCCCGCGCAACUGGUACAGAUGGCGUUGAGCUUGAGCGAGAGCCGGAAGAGGAAUGUGAGCAGUUCAUUGCAGGUGCCGCUGCCGGCCGCGAAUAGGGUUGUGUCGAUGCCGGUGUCGAAUUAUGGGACUGUACGGGCCAGUUCGGCGGCGAGGAAGAGGUCGAGUCAGAUGAGCGAUAGUCGUUCAAGGUCGAAUGCUUCCGGCGCUGGAAGAGGAUCGGAUGAGCUGCCUAUCGUUUCGAGCCCGGGACCGGACAAUGUGAUGUACACUUUCACCCCGGCGACGCUGUCAAGGGCGGAGAAGGCGAGGAAGUACUUUGAGCUGGCUAGCGAGCAUCGCAGACUGCUACAACACCUACCGCCUCUGAAGCCUGAUGCUUCUGCGCCUGGCAACUUCACCUUUGAGACGAAGAAUCAACCUGGAUCGAACUUUCCUCUGAUACGUCGUGUGACGUCCUCCGGAGAGGAGAAGCAUGCUCUUGGACGGGAGUACAAUCCUAUACAGGCACUUCGAAAUCGACGGGUGAGGAUAAGAGAAAAGCGGCCUUUUCCUGCUCCUCCAGACAGCUGGGCUAAUCCAGAGGGUGUCAAGAGAUGGGUCGAUGAUGUUGAAACGGCGACCGACCACCCGCAGUACAGGGCAACUCCGGACGAGGCUCAAAUACCGCGCUACGAAGGUGAUGAUGAGACGAUCCAUGGGCGCACACAACAAGGCGCAUCCGGCCACCGCAGGACUGAUACCGUUGGCUCUGUGAUCACUCGACCGGAGAACUCUUGGACGAUAGAACCGACUGAGCUUCUCGCUGACACGUACUGGACUGAGAAAAGUGACAACAAAGCUUACAUUGAGAACCGAUUUGGCAACAACAUCUUCCCGGAUAUUGAGCGACGUAAGAGUACUGAUACACCCAGGAUCAGCGUCGAGAUGCACCGCGGAAGGGAUGAGCAUGAGGCUGCUGGAGUUGAAAGUGAGGAUUUUGAGGAUUCUGGCAAAGCUUCGCGUCGACGCAAACUAUUGCUGCCGCUGGUGUCGAGCGGUCGGGAGCAUCAGCGGAAGAACCGAAAAUUGCUCUCUCGAUCACCUAGUGAAAGCAGCAUGUCGAGCACAGAUGGCAGGCGUCGAAGCCGAGAGAAAUUCGAGAACAUUGGCCCGCUGGAACGACAUAUGCAGGAUCUCAUUGCGAAAGAUGAGCAUGGCGAGCUGUCUUCUCCUGAUAUGGUUUCGCCAGAUCAUUGGGAUCAUAAGCCCAUGCAAUUCCCGCGAAUGAGUACGGAUGACUCGUAUCGGGACUCGCCGCCGGGUCGAAGCAGCGGUCGGGAUUCUCUCGACGUACCGCGCGACCUUCAUAGGCGGUCAAAAUCUGCUGAUGGUAGAGUCAACUCGACGGAUCAGAAUGUGUUUGCGGUUGGGGACCAUCGACCUUCUACCUCUUACCCAGAGAAGUCGGCGUCUAGCAGCAGUCUGGAGAGGACCGGUACACUGGACAGUCGCCGCUCGCUUGACGCACCAAGACCACAAGGUUCGAAUUUACCAGGCUUCAGGUCUCGCAGCAAAGAUCGGAAUAUGGUCGAUCAGCUGGACUUUGCCGCUGCUACUCCAACGAACCUUGAACCGAUUAUGAGUGGAGAAGGCUGGCGGCCAAAGACAAGUCAGGACCCGGAGCGGCCUAUUGAUCUUAGGCGGCAUAAGACUGGCGAUAGCUUCUCAGGAAGCUUGCACCGGCUGGAUACGAGUGCUACUAACAGUACAUUCUCUUCUGUUAAGGACCCUGGUUCGUCUGUUGGGCGAUUUCUGAAGGGUGGGCGAGAUCGGAUUGGAACGCUGGUUCGUGGUGAGCGAUUUCGAAACAAGGAGAGACCGGACACUGGCGUAGCAGAGUCGUACAGAGCUGCUUCGGACAUGUCUGAUCUUGAGGAUGGGGAAAGUGGCUCUGCUGGAAGGUGGAGGAGUACCGAUUCUCCAAACGACUCCAGCGAUGUCAGUCCCCGUGCAUCACUGGACCGAAACAGGACGAGCCAGAAGAUCCAGCUUCCGUCAUUCGCGUCUACGCGGGGCAGGCGUGGUGUGGUUCCUGGGGCGCCGAUUACAGCAAACACGAAUCCCUUUGAGCGCACCAAGAGCUCGCAAAGCGACAGCAGCAAAGGCCAAAAGCUCCCACCACCACGCAUCAACAUCCCGGAGGAAGACAGCACCCGGGAUGCAGCACCUCCGCCAACGACCAUCAGAUUCGACACCACACCACGCAAAAGCUACGGCGAUCUGGGUCUCGAUGCCUCGAUGCCCUCUGCGCGAACGAUUUCUCGCUCUCCAGGCCAGCGACACUGGAGCAUCUAUGACCAAGCGCAGCCCCUCCAACCCGCUAAUCGCAAGAUCACCGCCCGCGACAUUGCCGGCGUCCGCGCCCUGCUCCUCUGCUCCGGCAUCAAAGCCCGCGAGAUCCAACGCCGCGGCAACCAGCCUCGCAACCCUGCGCCUGCCGAACUGGCCCAAGCGGCCGAGACAGCCAACAAAGGCGUCCCCACCGUACCAAUCAAAGAUGAACAUCUCGAGGCCGCCCGCUUGCUCUCCGAUCACCUCACCACCGUCUUCUCGAGCUUCGAAUCCGGCCUCUCACACUUCCAAACCACUACUGCCCGCAACCUGGCCUCCAGGCUUGACACCCUGCAGCAGAAAGCUUCCGAUCAACUCACCACGCACGUCCACGAUGCUUCGGAUGAAGCAGAUGCUUUCAUCGUCGAACUCACGACCAAGCAGCCGCAGCAGACUAAACGGGUCGACGAGGCGGUGGACACGAUGGUGAGAAGGCGGCGGAGGCAGUUUAGGUUGCUUCGGCAGGCAGGGUUCAAGGUGCUGGAGUGGGCGGUGCUGGGAGUGAUGUGGUGGAUUUGGUUCAUGGUCGUUGUGUUUAAGUUUGCGAAGAGGAUGGUGGUUGGGGUCGGUAGAGGGGUGAGGUGGUUGUUUGUGUUUUGA